GCCUCUUCCCCCUCCCCCUCCCCCCUGUCCGCUGUCCUCUGCCCCCUCCAUCCAUCCCCGCCCGCGCGCAGCAUGUCCUCCCGGGGCCGGUCGUCAAAUGGGUCGGGCGCCCCGCCGACCAACAACCCCCGGCUCAAUGCCGUGCUCAGCAACUUGAGCAAGUUCAACAACGCACGGUCGAUCUCCAAGGAGAUGCUCCAGGAGGUGGAGCGGUUCGCCACCGCGGACUACGCCGGCCAGCAACUCAAGCGCUAUCGCAAGACUCAGAUCCUCAAGGCCGGCGGCAAGGUCGGCAAGGUCCACAAUGUCCCGAUGAAUGUGGGCCUCGGUCACCGCCAGGCCCAGUAUGGCCGUGAGCUGAAGCAGCACCAGGCCAGCCUGGAGGCCGGUAACCUCACCUCGAAGCAUGCGCCCACCCUGAAGCGUGGUCGCGAGUCCUCCCUGGCCGGGGAGAUGCGCCGCCAGGGUGGCGACAUCGGGUCCCGCACGCGCUUCGGCAAGUUUGUCGACGGUAUUUUCCACAUCAGCGAGCACACGCGCGUCAAGCACGAGCGCGAGAUCCGGCCACCGUCGGCCGACAAGCUGCGCGGGGGCAAGUCCGCUGGCAAGGCGUCCAAAAAGGCCUCCGGCGGCAAGAAGAAGAAGAAGUUCCGUCGCUGAAGGCGGACAGACGGAUGGGCCGGUGUGCCGGCUCUUCUCGACCUCCGCUCGCAUGGCUGUCCGGAUAUGUGGCACGCACGCACGCGCGCGCACGUCCUUCCCCCUUCGCCUGGUCCAACCCCUUGUCCUUGAUUUUUCCCUCUUCUUCCCCGGGCCGGGGGGAUGUGCAUGCACAUCCGCCCCGCGUCCAUCCUGGUGGUGUCCCCCCCCCCCAUGUUUCGCGGCCAUCCUCGCCAACCAUAGAUCAGAAAAAUGUGUCCGUCCCUCUCUUGGCCCUUGUGUGACCGCUUCUCCGCCUUGUCACAGCCUUGUGAGUGGCCACUUUCUUCCCCCUUGCCUGGUACUCUCCCCCCUCUUCCGGUGGCUAUCAAGACAUGUGCCUGGAGAUAUACACGCAUGUCCAUGCGCAUAUAUAUAUAUAUAUAGGCCGA
This is a messenger RNA of Fonticula alba, 1091 nucleotides long. RefSeq lists its product as hypothetical. Lineage: Eukaryota; Rotosphaerida; Fonticulaceae. Bases 73 to 660 code for a protein of 195 amino acids. The transcript is spliced from 3 exons. The record is from RefSeq and is a predicted model, not a curated record.